Messenger RNA from Paramecium pentaurelia, 133 nucleotides. The record is from the annotation of a GenBank genome assembly. Lineage: Eukaryota; Ciliophora; Oligohymenophorea; Peniculida; Parameciidae.
AUGAAUUACAUUGAGAAUAUAGAUCACUUAUAAGGUAUAAUCACUUAUUUUAUUAGUUCCUUCCUUAAAUAUAAAAAUUAAGACUUCCAAACCUCUUGCUCCAAAUGCAGCAAAAUACAGUGAAUUUAUGUGA